AUGCAGCAUCUGCAGGUCGUCAAGCGAAUCCUGCACUACGUGGCAGGCACCCUCGACUACGGUCUCCACUACGGAAGGGCCCCUGACACAGCGCAGUUCGUCAGCUACUACGACCGUGACCUCGCCGGUGAUGUGGAUACUAGCAAGAGCACAACCGGGACGAUGUUGUUCCUCGGUGAUUGCUGGGAGCUAUGGCUAUCAAGGAUGCUAGCAGAGCUCCUUGGUAGGAAGGUGGAUGUGGUUGAGAUGAAAGUGGAUAGCAAGUCUGCUCUAGCUCUAGCCAAGAACCCCGUCUUUCAUGAAAGAAGCAAGCACAUCCGCAUCAAGUAUCACUUCAUCAGGGACCGCUUGGAGGAUGGGUGCAUCAAGACUAGCCACAUUGGCACUACUGAUUAG
This is a messenger RNA of Miscanthus lutarioriparius, 396 nucleotides long. NCBI's taxonomy places the organism in Eukaryota, Viridiplantae, Streptophyta, Magnoliopsida, Poales, Poaceae. The record is from the annotation of a GenBank genome assembly.